UCCCAGCUUCCGGGGUAAACGGAAGACAGCAGAACAGGAGGAGAAGGAGAAAGAAGUGUGCAGGACGCUAAUAAGUCAGUCUUAUUAUUUGUUAUCCAGUUUAUAAUAUUUACGUCGUAUAAAAUACAUAUGUGAUUCUUUAUUUAAGGAUAAAGUGGUCUCGAUGCGCUAGAAGCACUGUGCCGCAUCUCGUGCUAUCUUUGCUUGUUAUCUUUGCUUGUUAGUUAGCUUAGCUGGCUAGUUAGCUUAGCUUGUUAGCUGCUAACAAAGAGACGAGGACGUUAUCAACACAUCGCUAAGUAGAGAUCAAGUGUGAGAGUAAAGUGUUGUGAUUGUGUGAAAAUGUGCCAAAGAACCAUAGCAAAGUAUGAGGAGGAACUUUGUCCAACAAAAGAGGAGAAGGAGCGACAACAUCAACUACUGGACGCUGUUUUCAAGAAACAUCAAGUUGUGUUACACAGAACAGACCUCGAUGAAGCACAUCGUCCUGGUGAGCAGGAGGAGGAACGACAGUCCCCCCAUUUACACGAGGAAGAAGAGGUACCACAUUCCCAACACAUCAAAGAGGGAGGAGAGGAGCCACAGCCCCCCCACAUUAAAGAGGAAGACGAGACGCCACAGACCCAUAAUGUUAAACUGACCCUUCACAUUAAAGGGCAAGCGGAGGACCCACUGAUCUUACACAUCAAAAAGGAAGAGGAAGACCUACUGACUCCUUACUUUAAGGAGCAAGAGAACCCGCUGACCCCCUACUAUAAAAAGGAAGAGGAGGACCCACUAACCCCCUACGUUAAAGUGGAAGAGGAGGAGCAAGAUCUGCCGCACAUUAAAGAGGAAGAGGAGGACCAAGAGCCGCCGCACAUUAAAGAGGAAGAGGAGGAAGAGGGCAUCAGUCAGCCUAAAUGGUUGGAGGAGUUCCCAGUGACUGGUGUCCCUGUGAAGAGUGAAGAUGAUGAGGUGAAAGGUGAAAGUGAGGAGAGGGGAGGGGGGGAGCCUCCAAGCAGCAGCUCAACACAACACAUGACAACAGAAGCUGAUGGAGACCACUGUGGAGGAUCACAAGCAGACAAGCUCUUAGCUCCACUAUCAGAUAGUGAGGACACAACGUCACACUCUCCUGACACUGAUGAUGAAGACUCUAAAGAUGAUAAGACAUGUCACACUGACAACACUCACUUCACAUCUUCUCUCUGUCACAAAACUUUUAAAUACCAUUGUAGUCUGAAAAGACACAUGAGAACACACACUGGAGAAAAACCUUUUUCUUGUUCACUCUGCAGUAAAGGUUUUAGACAAAGUAUCAAUUUGAAAGUACACAUGAGAACACACACUGGUGAAAAACGUUUUUCCUGUUCAACCUGUGGUAAAGGUUUUACACAAAGUCAGAGUUUGAAAAGACAUAUUAGAACACACACUAGAGAAAAACCUUUUUCUUGUUCACUCUGUAGUAAAGGUUUUACACAAAGUAUCAAUUUGAAGGUACACAUGAGAACACACACCGGUGAAAAACCUUUUUCCUGUUCAAUCUGUGGUAAAGGUUUUAGAGAAAGUCAACAUUUGAAAAGACACAAGAGAACACACACUGGUGAAAAACCUUUUUCCUGUUCUACCUGUGGUAAAGGUUUUGUUGAAAGUCAGAGUUUGAAAGUACACAUGAGAACACACAAUGGUGAAAAACCUUUUUCUUGUUCAAUCUGUGGUAAAGGUUUUGCACAAAAUCAGAGUUUGAAAAGACACAUGAGAACACACACUGGAGAAAAACCUUUUUCCUGUUCAAUCUGUGGUAAAGGCUUUGUUAAAAGUCAGGGUUUGAAAGUACACAUGAGAACACACAUUGGUGAAAAACCUUUCUCCUGUUCAAUCUGUGGUAAAUGCUUUGCACAAAGUCAACAUUUGAAAAGACACAACAGAACACACAGUGGUGAAAAAUCACAUUCCUGCUGAAUCUGCAACAGAAGCUUUUGUUGACGAUCAACCCUUGUAGCACACAUGAGAAGACACCCAGGAGAGAAAGUGUUGAGUUGCAGUGUGUGUGGUGAAAGAUUGUCUUCUAAGUACCAGUGUAAGAAACACAAGUGUGCUGGUGAGAACAGCAGCAGCAAAGGAAACUGCAGGAUUUGAAAUAAACUGUCCAGACUUUCAUUUUGACUUUCUAACAACAUCAGCACAUAUAACAUGUGUGACAUUGUUGUUUGUCUAACAAUCUGUUUAAUAUGAUCUUUACAUUUAUAGAUUAGACAUUUUAUAUUAAUGCUUUUUUCAGUCAAGUACAUGUAUUAAUAUGCAACAUUGUGUACUUUUGUUAAAAAAUGGACAGAACAAUUUGAGUAAAAAAGUGAGAGUAAACAGUAAAAUACAUAUUUUACAUGCAAUAAACAUGUGUGUAUGUAUACACAUACACACACACACUCUCUCUCUCUCUCUCUCUCUCUCUCUCUAUAUAUAUAUAUAUAUAUAUAUAUAUAUAUAUAUAUAUAUAUAUACUGUAUAUUCAUCAUACAAUUUUAGACCUAUUUAUAUGAAAUAUUGAAGUAUUACAUAUUUGUAUUUGUAAUUGUUAAUAACCCCAUAGAUUGUCACCUUUAUAUGAUAUACAUAUGUACUGGUUCACAUCUGAAACAUCUUCUGGACCACUUCAGGAAGCAUAUUAUUAUUUACUUCAUACAUCAUUUGAACAGUUGUCUUUUAUACAAUUUUAAAAUAUGUGUCUCUUUGAAUCAUUUGUUGGGUCUCUAUAAUCUAUUUUAUUCAUUACCGUUAUUACUCUGUAUUAUGAUGAUUGUGUUGUGAUUAUUUUAUAUGUAUGUCCCCAGACCUUUAUGCAAUAUACAAGUGAGAGAAAAUGGCUGAGUUUUUGUGGAAGGAUGGGGUUGUUUUUACAAACUUACAUUUGUGGAUAAAUCAAAUAAAUCCAGUAUUGUGUUCUAAACAUUUU
Nerophis ophidion (straightnose pipefish) is the source of this 2935-nucleotide messenger RNA. Its product is annotated as oocyte zinc finger protein XlCOF8.4-like. The record is from RefSeq and is a predicted model, not a curated record. Gene Ontology annotation, biological process: regulation of transcription by RNA polymerase II. Lineage: Eukaryota; Metazoa; Chordata; Actinopteri; Syngnathiformes; Syngnathidae. The coding region runs from base 343 to 1944 and encodes 533 amino acids. The transcript has 2 exons. Gene Ontology annotation, molecular function: DNA-binding transcription factor activity; RNA polymerase II cis-regulatory region sequence-specific DNA binding.